CUGCUUGUCACGAAGAACCUUGUCCCGGGAGAAAGUGUGUAUGGCGAAAAGCGGAUAUCCAUAGAGGGUGGUGUCGACGACACAAAGGUCGAGUAUCGAGUAUGGAAUCCUUUCCGGAGUAAGCUGGCAGCAGGUGUAUUGGGCGGUAUGGAUAAGAUUUUCAUUGAACCUGGAAAGAAGGUUCUAUACCUCGGUGCUGCCAGCGGCACGAGUGUCAGUCACGUAGCAGAUAUUGUUGGUCCCGAAGGUGUUGUAUAUGCUGUUGAAUUCUCGCCACGAUCAGGGCGUGAUUUGAUUAAUAUGGCAAAAAAGCGAACAAACGUCAUUCCCAUCGUGGAGGACGCCCGCCUUCCUAACAGGUACCGCAUGCUGGUGUCAACUGUAGACGUUAUAUUCGCAGACGUUGCACAACCCGAUCAAGCACGUAUUGUCAUCCACAAUGCGCAGUUCUUCCUCAAAGAUGGUGGCCAUGUGGUCAUCUCCAUCAAAGCUAGCUGUAUAGAUUCAACAGCAGCACCCUCCGCCGUUUUUGUGCAGGAAGUACAAAAACUACGAGAAAACAAGUUCAAGCCUAUUGAACAAAUUACACUCGAGCCGUACGAGCGUGACCACGCUAUGGUUGCUGGUGAGCAGUCUCCAUGUCUUUUUGGUUGCUACUUGUGCCUGACAUUGCUUGAUCAUACAGCUCAAUACCAAAGACACGUUAUAUAA
This is a messenger RNA of Suillus clintonianus, 711 nucleotides long. Its product is annotated as fibrillarin-like protein. Gene Ontology annotation, cellular component: nucleolus; small-subunit processome; box C/D methylation guide snoRNP complex. Gene Ontology annotation, biological process: rRNA methylation; box C/D sno(s)RNA 3'-end processing. The annotation marks the transcript as partial. Lineage: Eukaryota; Fungi; Basidiomycota; Agaricomycetes; Boletales; Suillaceae. The record is from RefSeq and is a predicted model, not a curated record. Gene Ontology annotation, molecular function: rRNA methyltransferase activity; histone H2AQ104 methyltransferase activity; RNA binding. The transcript has 3 exons.